Messenger RNA from Rhopalosiphum padi (bird cherry-oat aphid), 1959 nucleotides. RefSeq lists its product as uncharacterized. The record is from RefSeq and is a predicted model, not a curated record. Lineage: Eukaryota; Metazoa; Arthropoda; Insecta; Hemiptera; Aphididae.
GUAUAAAUACCUGGGUCUGCGGCCACCGACCGAUUCAACACAUGCGUUUUUGUCACAAGACUUGAGUGAAAAUACAUCUACAUACGCUCUCCAUUCCAUAUACAAAUCGUACAUUGUGUCCGACUUCGACAUCGUCAUUUACGGGCAUUGUUUUGGACAGAACAUUGAUUUUUAUCGGUUUUACCGAAAACCGUUUUCGUCACAAGAUAGUGUGUAUCCAUACAUUUGCUCUAUACCAGAAUAACCACAAGUGAAUCAUCAUGAGCAGAUUAGGCCAAAUGUCGUUGGUACUGUUGGCGGUGGCGGUGUGCACAGUUUACGGUCAAGUGCCGAGCAGCACGCCCUGUUCGCUGUCGUUCUACCGGUACCUGUUCAACUUGCCCGGCGAGCAGAUCCGACCAAACGUACCGGAAGGCACGUACAUGUUUGGCAAGCGGGUGGGUCCGCCCACACAGGAAGGCCAAGCGUCGGACGUCAAGCCGUCCGUGCUCCAAGCCCCUCAGUACCUUCCGCCGGUGCCGACCACCACGACCACGACCACGACCACCACACAGAAACCGUCCACGUCCGCGCCGAUUUACAUACCACCAGUACCGCAAAACAAUUACUACCCGGCCGAGUCCAUCAACACGGUGUCGGUGUUGCAACCGGCCAAACCGACGUGCGACCACCCGGAACACCAACACGUCGUGGACACCGGACUUCUGCCGCCGUACCCGACAGUCAAGUUCCAGCCGCAGCCCACGUUCAAGCCGCAGCCCACGUUCCAGCCGCAGCCCACGUUCUUCGUGCCCCGUUUCGUGGCCCCGGCCCAGCCCCAGGUCCCGGUGGCCAUCAGCGACAACGAGAUAUUCGUCGGACAACGGAAACCCGUGACCGUGCACAGGUUCGCCGUGCCCACGCCGCCACCGCAGUUCCUCCGGCCGUACAUCGCACCAGCACCGUCCGCCGCACCGGCCGAGAACUGCGACAAGCACGUGCACGUGACCAGCACCACCACCACCACCACCACCACCACCACGCCUGAGCCCAGCACGGAGACACUGGUGGAGACUCGCCAGAACGAGAUAUCCAUCGUCCCGGAAGCCAAGCACCCGGCCGACUGCGGCCACAAGCAACACAACGUGGUCAUCGAGUCCGUGGGCGUGCCGUCCACCGACUACGGCGUGGUAUCCGCCCCGGCCCCGGCCCCGUCCGCCGGCUAUUCGUACGACCGACCCAGCGAGCCUCUGGCGUAUCCGUCCAACGGUUACAACUACCCGAAGGGCAGCCCGUCGUUCGAAUACCCGGGCGCGUUCUCUGCCCAGGGAACCGCUCUGUUCGAGUCCGAAUCGCCUAAGUCGUCGGCCAGCGGUACCGAAGACGGUGACCUGGUCAUCCUCAAGGUCUAGGACGUCCUAACCUUCCGCUUGCGGAACACCGAAAAAAAAGAUCAAUAAAAAAAAAAUAAAAAAUAUAUCGUAAGACAUAAUAUUAUAACGACACACUAAGCGUACCCGCGCGUGUGUGUGUGUGUGUUUGUGUUUGCCUAUACGACGCCUCCUUAGUGUUAGUCAACCUCGACAAUUGGCGAUUCGACGACGCCGUCAUCACAUCAGAAUAUAUUAUAUUUCACGCAUCGUAAUUAAAUUAGUUUUAGUAUUAGAAUCAUUAAUAUAUAUAUAUAUAUAUUGUCAUGUAGGAUAAUAUAGUAUGCGUCCCAUCCGCAAUUUAGACAUUCGAGAAUUUAUUAUAUUAUAUCGUUACCAUUAGAUUUAUGAUAAAAAUUAUGUAGAACAAUAUACUAUUUGAUAUAAAUUAUUAUAUUGUUCGAUGUUUUUUUUUUUUUUUUUUUAAAUUAUGUAUAAAUUUAUUACCAUUUUAAUGUAUUGAUCGCGUAAAUUGAAUGUUUCAUUUUUUUUUUUUUUGUUCAUUAUUUUAAUUUCCUUUUAUAAAAUAUACUUUAGUCAAGUUUUUUAA